Messenger RNA from Strongylocentrotus purpuratus (purple sea urchin), 16936 nucleotides. Its product is annotated as hydrocephalus-inducing protein homolog. Bases 196 to 16431 code for a protein of 5411 amino acids. Gene Ontology annotation, biological process: cilium movement; axonemal central apparatus assembly. The record is from RefSeq and is a predicted model, not a curated record. Gene Ontology annotation, cellular component: axoneme. Lineage: Eukaryota; Metazoa; Echinodermata; Echinoidea; Camarodonta; Strongylocentrotidae. The transcript is spliced from 90 exons.
GGAACUCUGGAUGAAUCCAUGACAACCUAAACAGCUUACGAGAAAAAUGGCGACAAAUAUGUUGUUUUGACGAGAAGAAUUGCUUCAAACUGUAUAAUAUGGAUAGAAAUUGAAGUUAUAAUUUGUAGAAUUUGAUACUGUUGCAUCCAAUUUCUUGCAUGAAUUCUUGAAUGUGCUUAGACACAUACCGGUACCAUGCCUACUGGAUUGGAGAAGCAGACCGCCCAGCGGGCAACAGACUGCGGGGAAACACCUGCCUAUGACAGCAAAGUCACAGCUCCCAGGAAUCCAAAACUUAUACGAGGGCCUAAAGAAGAAAUAAAGAUGACCCCUUCUUCAUUUAUGAAAGAAAUAUCACAAACAACAGAGGAAAAGCUGGCAAACACACACUUGAUGCACAUACCCAAAAUCAUUGAGCUUAUGGAUAUGGGUGAUAAUACUCACCAAAAGUUCUCCAAUGUUGAUAUAGAUGAGCCUCUGUUCCAGCCAUUCCCAUCAGAGGUCACAUUCCAGCAGUUUGAGCCUCACAUCAUCUAUGAAGUCCCUCUUCUACUCAGAAAUAAUGACAAGGUUUCCAGACUGGUCAAGGUAUACCAAGCAGACUCACCGUACUUCAAGAUCAUCAGUCCUCCAGAUGUGACUACCAAGGUUGCUCCUGGUAUGGCUACCAUCUUCAGGAUACAGUUCACACCAUCAGAGAAAAGGGACUACAUCCACGAGCUAAUCUGCAUGACGGAGAGGGAGAAGUUUGUAGUCCCAGUGAAGGCCAUCGGAGCCAGGGCCAUGCUGGACUUCCCAGAUGAGGUCAACUUCUCCAUGUGCCCGGUCAAGUACCCUAGCACCAAGACCUUACUGGUCAGGAACAUUGGCAACAAGGAAGCUCACUUUGCUCUCUAUACUUCAGGACCAUUCUCAGUCUCCCCAGAAAAUGGGUCCCUGGCAGUUAACGACAGCCUCCAAGUGGAACUGACCUUUCAACCUAUGACCGUCGGAGAUCACAACGAUAACCUGGUUAUCAACUUCGACUCAGGUGAAGAUGUCGGUGUGAAUCUCUACGGAGGUGCUUACGACGCCAACGUGCGACUUGACAAGAAUUCUCUGCGCAUCGAGAACACCUACAUCUCCAUGGCCAAUCAGAGGACAGUGAUUGUCGCCAAUCGCAGUGAUGUCAUCGUACACUACAAGUGGAAACAGUGUGCUACGGCAGAGGAGGAGGAGCAACAAAAACAAGGAUUUUUUGGUCACAUAGAGUCCGAGGAGUCAACAGAGCAUGAUGCCUUCCUUCAAGAAUGCAUCAUGGACCCUACCCUGAGGGAUCGUAUGGCUAUCCUCACACGCACGUUCCAGAACAGACGCACGCUUGUUCGAGGUGACGAAUUGUUAUUCACGGACGAUGCCUUCAACAUCAUGCCCCAAGAGGGAGACAUUUGGCCCAAUUCAACCUGCGAGAUCAACGUAGUCUUCAAACCUACCGUGGCCAAGGCCUAUAACCAGAUUGCCUACUGUGACAUCGUCGGUCGUGAGACCAGGCUCCCGCUCAGACUGAAGGGAGACGGGAUCGGACCGCAGGUCUUCUUCUCCUACGACACCAUGAACAUGGGACACAUCUUUAUCAACUCCAAGCAUUCAUACGAGGUGGUGCUUGGUAACCGUGGGGACAUCGAUGCUGCCUUCCGCCUGGUGCCCUCCGACUCCACCUUUGGGCCUUACUUCAGCUUCUCCCCCAGCUCUGGCGUGCUGGAGCCGGGAGCCUUCCAGGCCAUCGAUGUGACCUUCUCCUCCCCUCACCUGGGGGACUUCAGUGAAGACUUCUUCUGGGAGGUGGAAGGGCUACCCUACCAGCACAAGCUCAACUUCAGGGGCUGUGUCAUAGGACCCACCUUCCAUUUCGAUGUCCCCCGCCUCAAGUUUGGCACCAUUUCUUAUGGCUUCAAGAGCACCGAGGUAGCCACCUUGGUGAACACGGCCCUGGUACCCAUGGGCUUCAGCCUGAGAGUGCCUGGGGACGGGGAGGGUGAUGUGGUGUCUGCUACCAGUGGUGAGGUGACCCUGGGCAGGUCCAACCUCAGCACCCCGGCAAGGGAGUUCCAGAUCGUCCCAUCCUCAGGCACGGUGGACCCGCAGAGUGAGGUCAAGAUUGAGGUUGAGUUGACUUCCAACUCCCUCAAGAAGUAUGAUCUAGCCCUUGUGGUCGAUGUAGACGGAGUUGGACAAGAGCUGCUCUCACUGCCCAUAUCAGCAAAAUGUGUAGUGCCUUCCAUCUCUGUGGUGACACCAAUCCUUGACUACACUCGCUGCUUCCUGAACCAUCCGUAUGAGCUCAGUGCCAGACUCUGUAAUGACACUGACCUCCCUGCUAAAUAUGACCUCGUUCCACAAGAGGUAGAUGAGAUGAGCCCUAUGCUGUUCAGCAGUCCAGAGCCGACAGGGAUCCUACCCCCUCACACUACCCGUCGGGUACCCCUGGUCAUCACCCCUCAAGGUCUGGAGGAGCUGGAAACCUAUGCAGAGUUCAGUAUCUUUGGUAGCAUGGAACCUCCUCUGCAAGUGGUGUUGAAGUGCAUAGGGGAGGGGCCAGUGGUCCAUGUGACCCCUACUGAGAUGGACUGGGGUCAGACCCAGGUUCUGAAAGACAUCUCCAGGAUUGUGACCUUGUCCAACGAAUCUCUCAUACCAGCCCCAUUUACAUGUCACAUGGUUCGUCCUAACACCUCGUGGAAGGUUGAACCAAGCGAGGGUGUGAUACCACCAGAGGAUACUGUGGAAGUCACACUCACUGUCAACCUUGAUGAUUGCAUCAGGUUCCAGGAUAAGCUGGCCAUUGAUUUUAAGGAUAGCCAGACGAGGAUCAUCAAGGUCCAGGCCUAUGGUCAUGGGUCCACCAUAGUCUCGGACCCACCUAUGACCCCCACCAUUGAGCUAGGCCAUCAUUUCAGUAGUAAGCCUAGCACAAGGACCUUCACGCUGACCAACAAGGGACGUCGUCAUCAGCAGCUAUUCUGGACCACAGAGGGCUUUGCUCCUAUCAAGAUUAAGAGCAGAGAACCAGAAUAUAACCCACUGGAUGUCAAGUAUCAGAAAAUGCCGCCUCCUGCUCCACCUCCAAGACCUGUGUUCAGCCUGACGCCCUCUAGGUUUGAACUUGAGGCAGGAGAGAGUAUCGAGGUCCAUCUUGAAGGAGCAAGCUCAGAACCCAAGACAGUGAAGGAGAGGAUGUUAUGUCAUGCCAUCAUCGGCAGGACCAGUGGCAAAGAGAAGAUCAUGAAGACAGACAUCAGUAUCACCUUCAUCAGCCCUGUACUAGAGUUCUCCUCCAAGCAGGUGGCCUUCAGAGUGGAUAAGCAUCCUGAUGAUGUCUUGACCAUGCAGUACAAUGAACUGACCAUGACCAAUGUGUCGUCACUGCCCCUGCAUACCACUGUCCAGCUGGAGAAGCCCUUCCAACUCAUUGAAGAUGGAAUUGAAGCCCUCUCCUGUCUGGAGGUGCCUCUGGAGGUUGGUGAGAGUAAGCUGAUGACCAUUCAGUUUGAUCCUGCCUAUCAGAAUGAUUCACACAGCCGUAUCGCUGAGAAACUGCUGACUCUCACAUACCUAGAGCAUCCGCACACUGACUACGUCAGCCUGCGUGGCGAGGUCUUCUUCCCCAACCUGACCUUUGAGAAGAUGCAGGUCAGCUUUGGUUGCAUCCUCAACGACACCGAGGUCACUCGCUACGUCAACAUCACCAACAACAGCCCCAUGGCCGUCAACUACCGCUGGUCUUUCCUGGAACCUGAGACACCCAUCAUGCUCUACCCCCUACCAGUCCCUGCACCGCGAGUUGAGCCUGUGGAAGAAUAUGAAUCCGAGUCGGAUGAGGAAAGCGAAGCAGAGACACAUGUAGCCUUUGAGGAACCUCUCCUUGGUGAUGAUGAUCAACAGAUGGAGGAAGGUGAACAGACAGGCCAAGAGAAGGGUGAAGGAGGAGGAGCAGAGAGUGGAGAAGAGAAGAUGGAUGAGAUGAAGAAUGCUGAUGACCAAGCACCUCCAGACAACGUCAUAGAGAAGCUGGACAUUCAGAUCCUCUCUCCAAAGCCGCCCGUCGAUGAGACCGACAAGGCGACCCUGAAGUCCAUCAGCCUUGCCGACGUGACCUCCGAGAAGGAGAGCAAGAAGGACAAGAAGUUGACAGCCAGUAAGAAGAGCCCACGCAAGUCGACGGCAAGGAGCGGAGGCAGCAAGGCAAUGAGUAAGACCAGUAUCAAGAGCGAGGACAAGGCCAAGCAGGAUGAUGAGGUUGCUACAGUGGACCAGCCCCUGAGUGACCGUGACCCUCCAGUCGUAGAGGAUGAGGUACCGACUGCCCGAGCUCCUAGCCCACUCACAGCUCUGAGGCCUGGUACAGCAGCCAGACAGAGGCUCAACAAGCUCCAGUACAUCCAGGCCAUCACAGAGCCAACUGCUGUCGGCAUUGAAGAGGUGUUUGACAUCCUACCCCUGUACGGCACCCUGCUCCCUGGCGAGUCGGAUACUGUGACCUUUACCUUCUAUGGUCAUGCAGAGAUAGGGUCAGAGGCUAAAGCCCUUUGCAAUGUAGAGGGUGGACCCUGCUACGAGCUUGACCUGCAGGGGGAGGCAUCCAUCGUCCAGUAUGAGUUUGACCUCAAGAACAUUGAUUAUGGCAGACAGAUGUACGACCAUGUAUGCAUGGCAGAGAUCACCCUGAGGAACACCGGCAAGGUUGAGUUUGACUUCCGCGCCCUGAACAUGGACCCAUCCACCAGCAGCCGACCUCUGCCAGGGGUCCCUGUCAUGGUACCUCACACCGGCCAUGUGGAGGCCUACAGCGAGCAUAAGCUACUGGUCAAGUUCCUGCCAGGCUACCCGGAGAAGUUCCACAAGAGCUUUGAGAUCCAAGUUGCCCACUUUGAGCCUGACUCCAUCAACCUGUGCGGAGAGGGUGUGUUCCCACGGGUCUCCCUGGACCUGCCUCGCUUCCCCGAUGAAGAGGGGCUCUACUGCUCCCUCAUGAAGGAGGCCAAGGAGAACCUAGGGCGGGACAUCAAGAAGAAACCCUUGAUCCAGUCUGGAUCCCCCGUUCCUUCACCUACUCCAAGGGAUCCGUCCCAGGAGGAUGCAAAGUCCAUCAUGUCACUGCAGAACGAGUUCCCAUCUGAGUUGGAAUUCCAGUUGGAGGUUGAACGAUUGCUGGUCAAGGAGUUUGCCAUCGAGUAUCAGCAGCAGAACGUCAUGCUGGACACUGACCGGUCAGCUCAAGCUCUGGCCACUCCAGGAGUCUUGAUGGCCAGCGUCAUGACGUCCAGAAGCAAGAAAAACGUCAAGGCUAAGGCUCGCCUGCCAGAUUACAUGCUUGAUUUUGGCUACGUAGUCCUCGGCACUGUCCGAACACACAUCAUCCGAGCCACCAACACCGGCUUCUUCCCCGUCUCCUUCUCCGCUGACCGGAUCUCUCUGGCCGGAACCGGGUUCAACGUGGAACUUGACCGGGUGCGUCACCUACCGGGGUUCCCAGACCACGAGACUGUGGACUUCAGGGUCAGCUUUGACCCCCUUGGGUCUAACCUGGGACUCGGAGAUGUGGAAGCGUUGAUACCGGUCAAUAUCAUCAAUGGACCUUGUGUAUUCCUGCGGCUGCGUGCCUGUGUCACUAUGCCCGACAUGGAGAUCUCAACGGACUGCCUGGAGUUUGGAGACGUCCAGUGCGGUCAGUGCAAGGUGGUGACCAUCCAGCUUCACAAUCACAAGGAGGUCAAGUGUGAAUGGUCAUCACUACCCACUGAAAAGGAGAAGAAGUUGCUUCUGGAGAAACAAAUGAAGGUCGACAAGCAUAUGCCUCUUCAUCUGAGACGGAAGCUGAAGCCUGCGAGGUCCAUACCUCGUAACUUUGAGAUGAUGCCCCCUACUGGUAUGCUGCUGCCAGGUCAAAGGGUCAAUGUACAGGUCAAGUUCAUGCCUACAGAAGAGAAACUCUACUCUGAGCGUAUCUCCCUGCGCAUCAACCAGAGCAGCCAGCGCCUGACCAUGAUGGCCACCGGCAUCGGCCUGGAGCCACGGCUGGAGCUCAGUCAAUCGCUGCUGGAGUUUGGACCUAUCCUACCACACAGCGCAGGAGAUGAGAAGGAAGUGAUCGUCAAGAAUCCCUGCACCUUCCCCAUUGAGUUCUACUCCUUAGAGUUUGAUAAGCAGUAUCUGACUGAGGAGAAGAUGCUCCGCCUUAUGAAGGACUAUGACGAACACGGCACCCUGCUCCUGCCUCCCCGUAUUCAAGGCGAGAGGCUCCCUUCAGAGAUCCUGGAGUUCUACGAGGAGCAAAAGAGACGUCUGGAGGAGGAGGAGGAGAAGGAGAAAGCCAAGGUGGAGGCAGAGCUGGCAGCCAGAGCUACGGCUGCUGCUGCUAUAGAGGGAAUGAAAGGAGAAGGAGGUGAGGAGGGCCAGACUGCAUCCCAAGCUCAAGCCACACCAGCAGCAGCAGGAGGCGUUGCAUUCACCCAGCCAUCUACGACUGGUGCUGCAGAGGAUGGCAUGGGACAGGAUGGAGAGAAGGACAAGACAGAGGGGGAGAAACAGGACGAGGAUGACACACAAGACAAGAAAGACUCUGCCAGCACCGUUGGAGUUGGUGAGCUGAUAGAGAUCACCCCUGUCUCUGCAUCCAUCGCAAGGCACCUUGGCAUUGACCUGUCCCCAGAGGGCAAGGCUGCCAUGAGGCGUAGAGGGCUGGCCUUGGUGGUCCAUGGAGCACCUCUCGCUGGCAAGACCACCACAUCUAUUGCCUUGGCCAAACACUACGAGGCUGCCCUCCUGACUGUGGACAGCGUGGUACUGGAUGCCAUCUCUAACGGCAACACCCCAGCAGGCUUGAAGGCCAGGGAGAUGUGUGCCAUAAUGGCCCGAGCCCAGCUGGCCAGGGAAGGGGAUGGCAGUGAGGCCCAGGCCCAGGGUACGGGCGGGGCUCUCAGCAUGGAGGCAGUCUAUCAGCACACGCAGGGACUUGGUGCUGCCUCAGCUUCUGUGAUGGGCGGCGCCCAUUCUGUCAUCAGUAACCGCAAGACCAGCACCAUCUCCGGCCACAAGCCUGCGCACAGCAUGGUAGCGGGCGAAGAUGGAGCCCCAGCCCCGCCCCCGCCCAAAGCCGAGAAAGCGGACAAAAAGGACAAGAAGGGGGCUAAGCAGGAGGGUGAUACCACCACCCAGCUGUCCAGCAGCCCCCCUCCGGCCGCGCCCAUCGCUAGAAGGUUGAGUGUGAGUGCUAGCGUGGCUGGGGAGGAGGGGUUGAUGAGCUGUAUCUUACCUGAGGAGCUGCUGGCUGAGAUCCUGGCUGAACGUAUGCAGUUGAACGACUGUCACAAGGGUGUGGUCUUUGAUGGCUUGGAGACACUCUUCAGUCCUAACCAGACUGCUACAGCAAAGGCUCUCCUUGGGGCUUUCAACAACAGGAAAUACAUCUACUUUGUCACCCUGAAGCUUGACCAGGUGGUCCUACAGGCCAGGGAGAAGAGACUACAAGAGGAGAAAGAUGAACGUGAGAGGGAGGAGGAAGAGGAGGAGAGGCAGAGGUUAGAGGAGAUGUCUGAGGAUGAGUAUGAUGCCCUGACGGAGGAAGAGAGAGCUGCCAUCGAUAGGAAGAGACUCAAGACCAAGAAGGAGAGGCUCCACAAGAAAGAAAUGGUGGAGCGUCUUGAGAGGGAACGAAAGGAGAGGGAGCUUCAUGCCUUGAUGGAGGAGAAGAAACUGGAAGAUGAUAAAGGCAAGAAGAAGAAGGGUGCCAAACCAGGAGACAAGGAUAAGGAUAGCACCAAGGGAGGACCAAGUGGAACCGCCCAGGCUAAGAAGGGACAGGAUGGCAAGGUAGCCAUGUCCUCCAGCCAGGCAACCAUCAGGAAGGGGCCCCCUGACCCAACGGCUCCAUCGGACCACGCCCUGAAAGGGGUGCAGUCGGUUGCCACGGACAGACCGGAGUCACAUGGUACAGCUGGCAGUGAUCAGCCCCAGGAUGAGGGAACAAAGAAAAAGAAGAAGGAGAAGGGCCGUCCCAUUUCCAACGAGGUGGCGGUAGAGCCUGAGGUUGAAAGAGACCCUGCUAAGGAAGCUGAGAUGUAUCUGACUUGUCGCUUCAAGGCCUUUGAGCAUGGCAUGAAGGACAUUGACAAGAUGCUGGCACGAUGGGAAAGGACCACAGGUCAGAUUGUCCCAGACACAUCCGGUGAUGACCUGGAAGCAGAAGAGACCCCUGCCCAUCCUCCCUCAGGCAGGAAGGGCAAAACCAAAGCAGAGAAGGAGAAAGAGAAGGAGCGAGAGAGGGAACGACAGGAGAGGGAGAGGCUUGAGAGGGAGAAGGCCGAAAAGGCUGCAGCCGAGUCUGGAGAACAAGGAGAGACCAAGGAGGGUGAAGGAGAGGGCAAGGAAGGAGAGGAGAAGGAGCAGCUUGGAGUACCUAACAUCGUCAUCGAUGCCAGCGAGCCUGAUGACAUGAUGGGUCAGAAGGUCCUGGACAUUGGACAGUUGCCAUCCUGCCAGGAGGUCUUGGAUGGUCUAGGUCUAGGACCUAGUGGUCCACCCAUCCCACCUCCAGCAUCAUUUUCAGUCAUCCCCUACCCUGUUAAGCGUAAGCCACCCCUUGGCUUUGACCCUAUGGGGCACUACUACUUUGUUGCCAAUGGACCCGAUGAUCCUAAUAUUGGACAAGAAGAGAAACCUAAAGAACUUGAUGGAGAUCUAGAGGCUGGGACACCAGACAAAGGAAACACCAAGGAUGACUUCUCUACCCCUACCGGUAGAAAGGGAGGCAAGGACAAGCUCAGGCCUGGAGCUGAGAGCACUGGGUCACGCCGCCGCUCAGCCAAGGGUUCUCGUAACCGUAAAGGGUCGGUCAGCGUCGCCUCUCCGCCCCCAGGUACCACCACACCGGGGUCAGACUUUGAUGGCCAGAGCAGCACCACAGGGGAUAUGAACCUACAUGACUCCAAGAAUGUCAGACUAUCUAUCUUCAGAUGGACCGUACCAGCCGAGGGAGAGGUCACCCUCAAGCUACGCUUCCAGUCCGAUGAGCUUGGCCAGUUUGACCAGACGCUCAACUAUGAGAUCGUUGGCACCAGGAGGCGCUAUCAACUCUUCUGCAGGGGUGUCUGUUCCUUCCCCAACAUCAGCAGAGAACCAAGGAUUGUGUUUCCACACCGCAAGAAGAGCAAGAAGGCAGAUGAGAUAGUCCACAAGAAGUACAUUCUGAGUACGGAGGUCCUUCAGAUGGGACCUCUGCUGGCUGGUAAGACCAGGGACCGUUACAAGGAGGGCAAGUACCCAGAGAACAUGGAGAAACUGACCAUCAGCAACACGUCCCCGCUGGAGGCCGAGAUGACCUUCUGCUUCCAGCACGAUGGUAACGGAGCGACCUUCUUGCUAGAUCCACCCAACAUGGUGCUCAAGCCCAGCCAGACACAGGAAUUGACAAUGUGGGCGUACCCCAAGAACCAGGGUUACUUUGAGGAUACCAUAGUAUGCUGUAUCAAGGAGAAUCCAGAACCUGUCCAAUUCAAGAUCGCUUGCUACGGAGUCAGACCAGAGGUAGAACUUGAUAAGAAGCAACUCCACUUUGAGAAGGUGCUGCUCCACAGGAAAGACACCAAGACCAUCUACCUUCGUAACAGCACCCUGCUACCCGUGGCAUGGAGGGUCAGUGGCCUGGAGUCUCUUGGUGAUGACUUCUCAGUCAGCACCGAUAGUGGCGUCAUCGAACCCAAAUCUGAGUUUGCCCUCAAUGCUCACUUCAGGGCCAUGAAACCAGUCAACACUAAGAAGAUGAUCCGUCUUGAGGUCUCUGAUGUGGAGAACAUCAUGGGUCUCCUGCAGACAGAGAACAUCCAGGUCCUGGCUGAGGCUUAUGACGUGGCCCUGGACAUGAGCUUCCCCAAGGGAGCCGAUGGAGGUCUGGACUUUGGCGUGAUCAGAGUCAUGGACGAGACCAAGCAGACAUGCUCUCUCAAGAACAAGGGCCGAUACGAGAUUGCAUUCAGCUUCAUCUUGGAGGCAACUGCUACCAGCGGUGAGGAGAUCAUCAACCUAUUCUCUGUGAUCCCAGCCAAGGGAGUCCUGGUCCCUAACGAUAGACCGACUCAGGUCCAGGUCAUCUUCAAGUCUAGGAAGGAGAUCACCAUCAAGGACCAGCCGAUCCUGAAGUGCCAGGUGAUUGAGCCCAACCUGAAAGAUGGUGGAGAGACUAUCGCCAGCAUCCCGGUCAAGCUCAGCGUCCGAUCCAUCUUCAGCAAGUAUAACGUCUACCCCAUCAACGACAUCAACUUUGGAGCUGUCCUUGUCAAUCAGCGUAAGCCACGCACCUUCCAGAUCGAGAACAAGGGAGAGUUUGACUUCAAGUACACCGUCAACCGCAUGGUACGCGACAUGCCCAUUCAGCCGGCCAUGCUGCGAGGAAGAGCUGGAUCGAGAGCUUCCAAACUUUCCAUGUCAAUGUCUCUGUUGAGACCACCAGGUACAAACAAGCGUAGCAAGUCCAGAGAUGGGUCAAGCUCAGGCCGGUCAGUGGCCAAACCCAAGAGAGCAGAGUCCAUCAGAUUAUCCACCAGACAAGAUGUGGGUGCUGCAGGAGGAGGAGGAGGAGGCGGCGGUGGUGGAGGCGGAGGAGGCGGUGGUGGUGGCGGUGGUAGUCAGACCCGUCUCCAGCUAGGGAUGUUCACAGUCUAUCCAGCCUAUGGUUUGGUAUCUCCUAACAACCAGGCUACGGUCAGCGUGGACUGCCUUCCAGAGGCUGUUGGCUCAGGACUGGAGGACCUCGCAAUAGAGAUCUCCGACCGUGACCCGACCGACCACCCCCAGGGCAUCCCUUACAAGGUGAUGGCCGAAGCCUGCAUUCCUGGUAUCAACCUGACGGACUUGGGCUCCAUCUUUGAGGAGCACCGCAUCGUCAAGAACCUCAGCGUCUUCCUCAACACCCAUCAGCUGGAGCUGGACGGAGGAGGAGUCUUCGGGGAGGACGAGAACAAGUUCAUCUUUGGUCACGUGCUGGUCGGACGCAAGGCCAAGGCGCGCUUCAAGAUCUCCAAUCCCUACAAGGUAUCAUGUGAUGUGUUGUUCUCUUGCAAGCUCCAGACGAGUAAGCCUUCAUCUAAGCUCCAGGAUAUCUUUGAUGUGGAGCCAGCUAGAGCCGCCAUCCCUGCUCACGGUAGUGUCUAUGCCACAGUCACCUUUUCACCCCCAUCCAUGCAGACCUACACUGGUCAGUUUGAGGUGGCCAUUGAAGGACUAAGCGGACCCCAGGCCAAGCUUCGUAACCUGUCCUUUGAGGUGCAGGGAGAGGGUAACCUGCCCCGUGUGACGGUCCUCAAACCCUCUCUGAGGAACAAGAAGGGUACGCCCCUGCUCCUCUUCUCUCGUCUACUCAGCGGUAGAUCCCAGACCCUGCCCCUGUGUCUGUCUAAUGAUGGCACCCUGCCCAGCAAGGUUGAUAUUGAUCUUGAAGAUACAUCAGGUUCGUUCAAGCUUCAGAGUUCUGCCAGAACCAAGCUCAUAUACCCAACCUAUAGUGACACUCUGCUAUCAAAAGCCGACUCCACCAAGCAGCACCCCCAUGCUGCAUCCCUCAUCAUCCAGCCUAACGAGAGUGCAGAGUUCAACGUGGUCUACACCGCCUCCAGCACAGGACGCAGCGCUGCCCAGGUCCGCAUCGCCGUCACCGAUAACCAGUUUGAGAACCAGCUCAUCCAGCUGGUUGGAGAGAGUUACCUUGACGAUGUGACUCUGGACAACAUCCAUAGCCUGGUGACGGAGGAGACCCUGGAUGGUACGGUGGAGGAGGAGCAGAUAGCUGCUGCUCCAUCCAACCACAUCCACUUCAGUGACUGUUACAUCAACGAUGCCCGCCAGCUGAGUUUCACCAUGACCAACCACAGCCAGACGGACACCAUCCGCUUCCACUGGCCAGAGAACCAUCCCCAGCUCAAGUUCUCUCCAGCCAUUGGUCAUCUCCAUGCCGGCUGUGCCAAGGAUGUGGUCAUCACAUUCAAGACGACCACCGCCGUCACGCUGACCAAGGCUUUGGUGGCAUGCAAGAUGUGCAAGAUCAACUUUGACAAGCCAGUGGAUCAGGUAAUGGACUGGGAUGACCGCUUGCGAACGGUCAACUGGGUUGACCUACCAGUCGCCAAUGCUCGACCAGCCACCUCUAGCGAGCAGACUGGCGGUCGGCCUCGCUCCACCCAGGACCAGAAGCGAGAGGAUCGAGAGAGCAGGACGAAUAAGAAGGGUGCAAGCAAUGCAGCCGCCCAAGCUGCUGCUGCCGCUGCAGAGGCUGCAGAGAGGGAGAGGAACGAAGAGGAAAUGAGGAGGAAGAUGAACGCUACCAACGAGGUGCCACGCCCAACCAAGAAGAAGGUGAUUGAGACCGAGCCUGAACCGACCCACUCCGUGAAGGAAGACUCUAGCCGAGAGAUAGAACUCAAUGUCAGUGCCAUUGCAGACUAUUGCAAGUUCAAGUGCAAGACCGAGGCUGUCCACUUCAAGGAUACACUUAUGUUUCAGACCAGGAUCUUCUCGUUUUUGGUGACAAACAAGGGAACAGUGGGGCUACCAUUCAGCUGGCAGGUGGUCAUGGAGGAUGAUGCAUCGCACCACAAGAGUGUCAGCUUUGCCGAUGGUGAACAGCUGAGACUCCCGUCCCGCUGCAGCACUGCCGCUGAUGGCGCCGUGGACGUGUACCCCUUCACCGUAGAGCCGGACAUGGGGUCCAUCGGGCCGGGCAAGAAGCAGAACUUCAAGGUCAAGUUUGCUCCCUUGGAUAUCAAGGAUUAUGAGGGCAGGCUCAUCUGCAGAGUGCCCAACCUAGAAGAGGGCAAGCAGGGACCGGUCCUGGCUGUCAAGGGUAAGAGUGUGAUGCCUUACUGCCACUUUGAUCUGGAGGACUCGGACUACAUCAACGGAGCCAGGCGCAAUCCAGAGCUGCCUGGACCAGGAGGGGCUCCACCCGGCUCCACCCUGGAUCCCAAUACCAGGGUCCUGGAGAUGGCCUCCAUUGGUGUGCAGGUGCGCAACACUCGUCACUUCUUCAUUGUGAACCCGACAGCCACGCCCUACACCUUCAUGUGGAUGUGUGAGGAUGAGGUAGACCCCAAGAAACCUACCGUCUUCAAGUGUCUGACCACACAGGGCCAGGUGGCAUCUGGCAAGAAGACACAGGUGAGCUUUGAGUUCUUGCCAAACCAGCUGGGUGUUGUGGAAUCCUUCUGGAGGUUCACCAUCCCUGAGCAGAACAUCUCCGUCCCGUUCCUCCUGGUAGGUGAUGCCCAUGAACCUGCCGUCUCCACAGAUAGAUCCCACAUCAACUUCAAGUCCAUGCUUCUUGGAAACGAGGCCUAUGAGAGAAUUUUCCUGAUCAACAACGAGGCACGAGCCUUUGACUUUGAGAUCAACGAGACGUCUUGUCAUUCAGAAGCAUUCUCAUCCAGGCUCCAUUUGACUCCAAUGAAGGGCACCAUACUACCCAAUGACAGGAUUCCCAUCGAUGUCUCCUUCACCCCCCGUGAGGAGAAGGUGGUCAACUUCAACGUCCAGAUCCAGGUCCGGAAGAAGACCCUACCAAUCUGCCUCAACGUCAAGGCCGAGGGCUACUCCAUGAACUGCAUUGUCCAGUGCGAAGACUCGACCGGUCAGAAGAAAGACCUGUCCAGCACAGGCGUCAACUGCAUUGACUUUGGAGAGAUUGAGGUGAACGAGAAGGCAGUGCGUUCCCUCUACAUCAUCAACACCGGCAAGUUCAACUUUGACUUUGAGUGGUUCUUGAAGGAGGAGACCAGGGGAAGCAACCCAAAGCUCUUGAGUAUCUCACCAGACUUUGGUGGUGUACCUUGCAACGAUCGCAAGCGUAGUGUCCUGUCGUUCAAACCCAUCUACAAGACGACCCUCAGAGGGUGUGAGCUUAUCUGCAAGAUUGCCAACGGUCCGACCUAUGAGGUGAAGGUCAUCGGCCAUGGGGUAGCGCCUGGGCUUCACUUCUCCUUCCCUCAGUAUGACUUUGGGCCAUGUUUCAUCCACCGAGCCGGGAUGCCCACCCACUCUAAGAUCCUGACACUCACAAACAGAGACAGCAAAGACAUCAGCGUUGAUUGCCUGUAUACAAGUACAUCACACCUUCAUCUUCAGUUUGAAGCAACCGUGCUGUCACCCGGAGAGAGCAAAGACAUCACCUUCACAUUCUACCCCAGGGAGGCUAUCAGAUAUCAGGAGGUCAUACACUUUGAGCUCAACGGACUCUCUCGUGCUCAGGUUGAGAUCUUUGGACUGGGUACUGAGAUGCGUGUGGAGGUGGCCAACUCAAAGGACCGCAUCGUCAAAUUCGGAGCCAUGCGCAUUGGCCAAGUCAUUAAACGCUCUGUACCUAUCAUCAACAACAGCCCCGCCCCUCUCUCCUUCAAUGUGGCCAUCACCCCUCUCAACCCCAUCCUGCAACAGGUCCCCACCGUGCUCAAGCUGGCCCCUACUCAGGAGAUUAGCCUCAAGGCCAAGGGAGGGGCCUCGCAGCUGGAGCUGGUCUUCAGCCCCAAGUGCCGCAUCCCGCAGUUUACUGAAGAGGUGAUGUUAGAGUGUGCAGGUCUCUCUCAGCCUCUCCUGGUGGUGACUGGAUCAUGCCAAGGAAUAGAGAUCAACCUGGACCAGGAAUCUAUUCCAUUUGGAGCUGUGGUCCUGAAGAGCAGUACCACACGCAAGCUCCUCAUGUACAACACCGGAGACGUUGGUGCUGCAUUCAAGUGGAAUGCAGAGAAGUUUGCACCCGAUUUUGCCAUCAGCCCAUCGGAGGGUUACAUCUCCCAGGGUAUGACUGUGACCUUUGAGGUCAAGUUCCAACCCACCAAGGUCUGCCAAGACAUCAGAUAUGAUAAACUGAACUGCAGCAUUGAGGGAGGACGCCCUCUCAAGUUGGUCCUGACCGGCAUGUGCGUGGGCUGCCAGCCUCAGAAGGAGAUACUCCACUUCAGCACCCAUGUCCGGGUCAAAGACACCCGCAGUCUGACCCUCCACAACCGCACCAACCAACGCUGGGAGCAGCUCAGACCGGUGAUCGAGGGUGAACACUGGACCGGUGCGGAGGCCAUCACCGUGGAGCCCCAGCAUAGCAAGGCCUAUGAGCUCAUCUACAGGCCACUGAUAAUGACGGCUGAGGGCAAGAAACAUACGGGCAGUGUAUUCUUUGCUCUACCCGAUGGCUCAGGACUCAUGUACAACAUGGUAGGUGUCUCUGAAGCACCUAAGGCAGCAGGGAACAUCACCAGAGAUAUCCCCAGCAAGACACACUACACAGAGAGUCUCUCUGUAUCCAACUGGCUCAAGCGGCCCCAGAGAUUCAAGGCCAUUAUCGAGAUGAUUAAACCUGACAAACUGGACCCAGCUACCACUCUGAAAGGCUUGGACUACAUUGAUGUUCCAGGUCUUAGUAAGAGGGACUACAAACUCAACUUCUUCUGCCACAAGGAAGCUUCAUAUGCUGCUAAGAUUCUCUUCCGCAAUGAGCAGACCAACGAGUUCCAGUUCUACUACAUCACCUUCAAGAGUACCCCACCGGGCAUCAUUGACCUGGUGGAGAUGAGUACACCGGUCCGUCUCAGUACCUCUCAUACCAUCACCCUGGAGAACCCUCUGUCCUUACCCGUCACCUUCCAGACUAUCUGUGCCAUCAAUGAUAUCAUGGUCCCACCGCAGCUUAUGGUCCCUCCCCAGUCAGAGGGUGUCCUGAACUUCGAGUACCUUCCUCUCAAAACUGGAGAGGUCUCCGGCAAGAUGACCCUGGCCAGCAAUGAGCUCGGUCAGUACGCCUAUGACCUCCAGCUGACUGCCACUGCAGCAGGACCGGAGAAGGCUGUCUUCUUCAGGGCGUCGCUUGGUGGAAACCACACCCAGACCACCAAGUUCACCAACUUUGCCAAAGUGAAGACAGAAUAUUCUUGCAAGAUUGACAACAAUGACUUCCACUGUGAUAAGACCAUCACUGCUGCUCCUGGCUCCAGUGGUGGUAGCGAGGUCGGCUUUGACAUCACCUUUGAACCGUCUCGUUUGGGCGAGACCCGCGGCACCCUCACCCUCCACUCACCUCUUGGCGGGGAGUACACCUUCCCCCUCUUCGGCACUUGCAUCGCCCCCAAGCCCCAGGGACCGUACACCAUCAAGGCCGGCUCCACCACCUCCAUCCCCUUCAGGAACAUCUUCUCCCACACCACAGCGUUCAUCUACCAGGUGGACAACCCCUCCUUCAGCUGCAAGCCUGGAGACCAGAUCCGGGGCAAGAAGACCCACAACAUUAUCAUCGGCUACGAGGGCAACAAUGACGGCACCAAGGCCCCCAAGAUGGGCAAGCUGGUGGUGACCUGUGCUAGGUCAGCCGGAGGUGCUGCUAAUGUCUCCUGGACAUACUAUCUCAAAGGCAUCACACCCUGAGGAUCUGUAGUAGAGAGAAGGGUUAGACUGAACCAACCCUUCAAGAAAUCUGACUACCGGUAACAAUCAACUGUAAAAAAAAAAAAAUGCAGUGCAGAGGAAUAGCUUACGGCGGAUAAUUCCUUUGUUUUUAGAAGUUACACAUGAAUUGGUAAUCUUUCCAAUUAUUCUUCAUCUGAUGCAUCUUGCUUUAAUUUUAUAAGAGAUGCUGUGGCUUUGAACUGUACUACUUUAGGUUCUUUCUCCUGCUCAUGGAUGCAUCAGACUUUAAUGUUAGUGUGUUUCAUGGAUGCUGCCGUGUUCAGGACCUUCAACAAGCCACAUAAAACUGCACCUGCAAAUUUUGCAUUUUAUCACUGCAUUAUUCUUUUAUGUAUGCAAGCUGUUAUGCUAAAUUUUUCUUUCUAGAGAUUUGAAAUUGACCAAUAAGCAUGAAUACAUUCAUUCCAUUAAGAACACCUUGAAAACAAUCUUUCAUGAAGACUUUUGUAAUUCUAGUUUAUUC